Molecule: messenger RNA, 1524 nt
Organism: Coniophora puteana RWD-64-598 SS2
Lineage: Eukaryota; Fungi; Basidiomycota; Agaricomycetes; Boletales; Coniophoraceae
Exons: 1
Coding region: 1-1401 (466 amino acids)
Source: RefSeq, a predicted model, not a curated record
AUGUCGGUCCUCGCCGAGCUGACGCCCGACCACACCCCUGGUGCUCGAGUAUGUCCACACGUCAAGCCCACCUCCAUCUCCGCCAGCAAGCAUCCUACAGCCAGUCCUCAUCUCCAGCUUCCUGGCACCACGACCGGCCCCAGCCUACAUCCGCUCAACCUGAAUGUCAUCACCAACGCUUGCGUCCUUCUCGAGCAGCUGCAGACCCUCGAGCACGGAUGUGCCGCCGCACGUGCGCGCAUUUGUACCAAGUACGACCUCGUGGGCGAGCUUGAGAAGCGUCUACGCACGCUCAAACUCAGUCGGCCGAGAGACGACGAUCUGGAUUCGUGCACCUCUGACCUCUCGCUCGAGACGGCCGAGACGAGCGCUCGGCAUACUUUGGUCUCGGCUCUAGCUCUGGUUCAGACGCAAAAUCAAGCUCAGGACACUGAUAACGCAUCUCCACAGCCUACGAACCCGGCUGCAUCACAGUCUUCGCCGGUAUCCCAUAGGACACCGCUGAUAUCACCGCGGCUACGUGGUAUGUUCGAUCUUUACGGACCGGGGGGAGAUAUUACCCGCGAUAGCUUCCCUGGGCCUGGCAUGGACUUCAAGUCGCCGAGUGUGUACAGCGAGCGCUCGUCGAUGAAUCGCGCUGCUACUGGACCGGCGGGCGAAGGAGAGGAAGACUGCUAUGGUAUUUGGGAAGCAGCUACGUGUAGCCUCUUUGAGUCAUCUCCUUGCCAAAAAGGUAGCGGCAACUGUCCCUCUCAGGCAUGCAUCUCUCAGGCCUCCCUAAACCCGAAUAAGGCCACCCAGGACCUGCCUACCAAGGACAACUCCCCGAUCCACUGCACGCGCGAAUCAAGUACAGAAAAACAGGCGGAGAAGGGAACGAUUGCGGCAAGCCGCUCAGAAUCAAGGAGCCCACCAAUCCUUGACAUUCCCCUACUUGAGCCUCCGAGGAGCGAUGGCAAAACUACUAGCUUGAAAAAGCAGAAGUACAAGGGAAAACAAGAGGGAACCGACUCCGUCCCAAUCUCUAGCUCGAGACGCUUUGGGAUCACGCACGCCGUCUCUCUCCUUCACUUCUCCGUCUCCGAACGAUCUCAACGGCCCUCCUAUCCGCCUGAGUCGGACGCAGCCACCGCGCCGUCUGUUCUCAUAAGGCGGGCAUCAAACAAGAUGCAUCCUCAAGCUUCGACUCCAAGGACGUUCAGCCCCUCCGUCACUUCGUCGUCGAUAAAGCCAAAGAAGAAGGUGAAAGACGCAGCAAGCGUUAAGCGCCGCGCAUCGCAGAAGCAAAAGAAGCAGAAGCGGGCCUUUGGUAUCGAGCGUAGCGCAGGAAAGCCCAGCGCUCUGGGUAGGCUGCUGUUGAAGAGACGGAAGAGCGGCAAGAAAGCUGCCACGCCAGGCUGAGGUGUAUUUGCUGGGCGGUUGAAGAUUGUUACGCUGCGCCAUAAUUACUCGGCCACCUCAUGUUGUACUGGUCGUUCUGUCAACUUCAACUUUUUGGGUCUGUAUGGCCUUCGCGCUAAAAGC